AUGACCAAAUCCAAGCUGCGCCAGCGUCUGUCGGCGGUGUACCAGGACUCGGUGAAGCCCUUCGUAGUGUGCACGUUGGAGUUAUAUCUCUCACUGCUGCUCGUGGUGUCGCUCUUCCAAUGCCCCGAUCCAAGUAGGCGAGACGUGCAGGAGCUACAUACCACGUAUUACAUGGCAUGGGUUCCUCUACUCUGCACGGUGACGCUGCUCUACAGCCCCAAGCUGUUGGGCAAAUACGGUCCAAACCCGGACAACUUCGACCGCAACCUCAUGGGGCUGAAAAUCACUAUGUGGGUCUACGCGUUUGUGGAGCUUGUGCUGGACAAGAACAUGGUGAUCAAAAGCGGGCCGGCGCUGUCUGUAGCCAUUAUCUUUUGUGUCUGCGAUAUGCUGCGCUUCCAAAUGGAAGCAAUGCGGCUAAUCUACGAUGACGAAGAGCUAGAGGACGAGGUCGACCGCCUCGCCAAUAUGGUCAUUACAGCUCUGGAGGACAGCGACGACGAGACCGCAUUCAAACACGCAGUCCGAGAGGUCAUCCAGAGGAACCGCAACCAGUCGGAAAUCGCUGCAAUGCACGAAAUCUCCGGUGAAUGCCAAGACACUAUCGUCAGCUCUCCAUUCGAGAAACAUAUCAGCUCUAAAGAACUACAUGACAAGGAGAAUGGCACCACCGAGUACGGGACAUUGACCAGGAGCCGCGAUCCAUUAUAG
Messenger RNA from Phytophthora nicotianae INRA-310, 711 nucleotides. RefSeq lists its product as hypothetical. NCBI's taxonomy places the organism in Eukaryota, Oomycota, Peronosporomycetes, Peronosporales, Peronosporaceae. The coding region runs from base 1 to 711 and encodes 236 amino acids. The transcript has a single exon. The record is from RefSeq and is a predicted model, not a curated record.